Molecule: messenger RNA, 282 nt
Organism: Coccidioides immitis RS
Lineage: Eukaryota; Fungi; Ascomycota; Eurotiomycetes; Onygenales; Onygenaceae
Exons: 2
Coding region: 1-282 (93 amino acids)
Source: RefSeq, a predicted model, not a curated record
AUGACGAGUUCUGCUCGUGCACAAGACGAGAACCUUGUCCGUUCCUGGGGAUUUAGCACUGUGUUUACAUGGAGAGAUGAGCCAGACACGUAUUAUCCCCCGCAUUCCCAUAACGGUCUCACCACUCACUUAAUUCGGCAUGGCACGUUAACAAUCGCUUUUCCGAAAGACGGUGGCGCGAAGAAAAUGUACGGGCCAGGUUCUAGGAUCGACGUGGACGCAGGUCAGUUACAUGAAGUAUGGAUAGGAUACGAGGGCUGUGAAUAUGUCAUCGGAGAAUGA